This is a messenger RNA of Rhizoctonia solani, 1266 nucleotides long. Its product is annotated as elongation factor 1-gamma. Gene Ontology annotation, cellular component: cytoplasm; nucleus. Gene Ontology annotation, molecular function: translation elongation factor activity. The transcript has 7 exons. Bases 1 to 1266 code for a protein of 421 amino acids. The record is from RefSeq and is a predicted model, not a curated record. Lineage: Eukaryota; Fungi; Basidiomycota; Agaricomycetes; Cantharellales; Ceratobasidiaceae. Gene Ontology annotation, biological process: translational elongation.
AUGGCCUCUAUCGGAACGCUCUAUAUCACAGAAACCCAACCGCAUGUCAAGCGCAUUCGUGCCACUGCGGCCCUUGCUGGGUUGACAUUGGACCCGACUCCCUCGGACUAUGUUCACAACCAGACGAACAGGACUCCCGAGUACAAGGCCAAGUUUGCGUCUGGCAAGAUCCCUGCCUUCGAGAGCAAAGAUGGCUUCACCCUGUUCGAGGGCAGCGCCAUUGCCCGCUACAUUGCUUCGCUUUCUCCCAACUCUGGAUUGUUGGGAACUUCCCCGACCGAUGCGGCCCUCGUCGACCAAUGGGUGUCGUACAUCGAUUCCGAGGUCCUGAGCAAAGGAUUUAGUCUCUAUGGACUGUUACACGGCCAGUUCCCUUACAACAAGCCAUACGAGACCUUCUUGCGCGAAAAGAUUCAUGACGGACUGACUGUGCUCAACACCCACCUCACCCACAACACUUUCUUCCUCCCCACCAACCGCAUCUCCUUGGCUGAUAUCACUGCUGCCGCUGUCUCCAACGUACUUUUCGAGACCUUUUUGGGCCCGGAUGAUCGCGUCAAGUACCCUGGUAUCCAACGUCUGCUCGAGACCGUGGCCAACCAGCCCAAGCUCAAGGAUGUAUUUGGCACCAUCAAGUACGCCGACGCUCCUCUCCAAUAUGUUCCUCCCAAAAAGGAGAAGCCCGCUGCUGCUGCUACUCCUGCCGCACCCAAGGCUCCAAAAGAGAAGAAGCCAGAAAAGGACGAUGAUGACGAUGAGCCGUUGGUCCCCGCUGAGCCCAAGGCCAAGAACCCGCUCGACGACCUCCCCAAGAGCGCGUUCAACCUCGAGGACUGGAAGCGUGCCUACUCGAACAUGGACACCCGUGGUCCAGGUGGAUCUUUGGAGUGGUUCUACGAGAAGUUCGAUCCCGAGGGCUUCUCUAUCUGGCGUGUGGACUUCAAGUACAACGAGGAGCUGACGCAGACCUUUAUGAGCUCCAACCAGAUCGGUGGAUUCUUCAACCGCUUGGAAGCGUCGAAGAAGUACCUAUUCGGGUCGGUCGGGGUUCUCGGCGAGGCGAACAACUCGCGCAUCGCCGGAGCAUUCAUCUUGCGAGGCAAGGACUACAAGCCCGUUCUGGACGCUGCUCCCGACUGGGAGUCGUACGAGUACAAGCAGAUCGACCUCUCGAACCCUGAGGACAAGGCGUUCUUCGAGGCUGCGCUUGCAUGGGACCUGGAGAUUGACGGCAAGAAGUGGGCGGAUGGCAAGAACUUCAAGUAA